UGUCUCUGGGUGAAGCAUGAGCGGUCAGAGGAUCAGUCAUAAGCGGCUGUCUCUGCGAUGGAAGGCUCUUUGGCUCUACUUCUGCUGCUGGACGUCCGGAGCCGCAGCCUCUGCCCCCGGACAAAGCGACUCCACGGACUCCCCGGGGUCCCUCAGCUGGCUGCUGUCCGAUAAAGGACCUUUCCACCAGUCUUUGGAGUUUAGUGAAGCGGCAGAAAGGUACCAGCAAGGCUACACCACCAGGUACAAAAUCUACAGGGAGUUUGGUCGAUGGAAGGUCAACAGUUUGGCCGUGGAGAAGAGGGACAGUUCAUCGGGCAGCGGGGGCCUGUCUCCACCCCUCGACCCCGAAUUCAUGCACGUGGUCCGGCAGCUGGGGCGCCGGCCGAGUCUGCAGACCAUCACAGAGAGUCUCAUUAAGAAGUAUGGCACUCACGUCCUCAUCUCUGCCACACUGGGAGGGGAGGAGUCUCUCACCAUAUUUGUGGACAAGAGAAGGCUGAACCAUGAGUCUCCAUCUGCAGACAGCGAGGCGGCCAAGUCCAACUGGACGGGGGCGGUGACACUAGAGACACUUCACCAACUGGCUGCAUCCUACUUCACCGACAGAGAGAGCACUCUGAGGAAACUGCACCAUCUCCAGAUCGCCUCCAGUGCCAUUCGGGUGACUGAGACCAGGACGGGCCCCCUUGGCUGCAGUAAUUAUGACAAUCUGGACACAGUGAGCUCAGUGCUGGUCCACAGCCCAGAGAACAAGGUCCAGCUCCAAGGCUUGCAGGUGCUCCUCCCUCUUUACCUGCAGAGUCGUUUCAUCCAGGCGGCGCUGGACUACAUCGGUUGUAAAUCCGAGGGCGAGUUCGUCUGCCGGAGUGGAGACUGCUGGUGUCGCUGCAGUGUGGACUUCCCUCACUGUAACUGCCCACUCUCUGACCUGAGCAGUCUGCAACACAACUUGCAGCGCGUCCUUGAGGCCUGGAGGAGCAGCAAUCAGGAGUUUGAGCAAUCUGAGGAGUUUCGAGGCUUCGUGGACAGACUGCCAAAGCACUACGCUGUGAACACAUCUGUGGUGGAGCACUUGUGGCGCGCUGAUGCCAACCUGCUACAGCGCUACAGGCAGUUGGAAGCUCACAGCGCCCAACUCUCCUCCAAAGCCCGCCGCAUCACUAACAAGCUCUUCAGUCUGAGCAAGAGGUGCAGGCAACAACCCAAAAUAGUCCUACCAUGGCCCAGCAGACCGCUGCACUUCUGGCUGAGCUUCUGCCUGUCCAGGCUGUACUGCAGUGAGAACAGCCAUGUUGGAGUGUACAGUGAGGAGGGCCGCAGCUGCUCGUGCCCAUACGCCCCCCUGUCCUGCCAGGGUGUCAUCCCCUGCUCUGUGGGAGAGGGCUCCCGCUGCGCCUCCUGCUCCACAGAGAAUCGCACGCGCUGCUCCAGCUGUAACCCAGGCUUCAGCCUGACACAGGGAGCCUGCCGGCCCGCUGUGCCCGACCCCACUGACCCCUACCUGGGGCUGGAGAGUGAUCGUGACCUGCAGGAUCUGGAGCUGCGCUACCUGCUACAGCAGCGCGACCCGCGCAUCACUCUGCACGGGGUGUUUGUAAGCAACGAUGUACGCAUCAACACCUGGUUUGACCCGUCCUGGAGGAAGAGGAUGCUGCUCACACUCAAGAGCAAUCGUGUCAAAUCCAACCGCGUUCACAUGCUGCUGGGCAUCGCGCUGCAGUUUUGUCUCACCGCCAACAGCUCUCUGGAGCCUGCAUUCUCUCUGUUUGUCAACCCAUUUGGAGGCAGCCAUGCAGAGAGUUGGACCAUGCCCAUCGGCCAGAGUGGAUACCCCGACUGGGAGCGCACCAAGCUGGACAGACCAAUGGACUGUUAUAACUGGACUCUGACUUUAGGGAACCGUUGGAAGAGCUUUUUUGAGACUGUUCACUUUUACUUGCGUAGUCGUAUCCGGGAACCCACGGGAGGAAAUCGUACUACGGUGUACUAUGAACCGCCAGAGCCCACUGAGCCGGCCAAUAAUGUGGGCUACAUCAAAAUCAAUAGCAUGCAGCUGCUGGGGUACAGUGUGCACUUUGACCCAGAGGCCAUCCAGGACCUGAUCCUGCAGAUUGACUAUCCGUACACUCAGGGCUCCCAAGACUCUGCCCUCCUGCAGCUGGUGGAGCUGCGCUACAGGGUCAACCGCCUCUCUCCUCCAGGGGUGCCCCACGUGGACCUGUUCUCCUGCCUGCUCCGACAUAGACUCAAACUGUCCAGCGCUGAUGUGAGCCGCAUCCUCACGGCUCUGCAGGCCUUCAGCUCUAGACAGCCCCAGCACCAGGAGUAUGAGGCCAACAAACUGUGCAGCUAAAGACUGUCUCCUCUCAAUCCAUUUGUGUUACAUCUGUGCUAUGUUAUACAUGCAAAUUGUGCAUUUCAAAGGUUUUUACAAUCUCAGUGUAUUUUUAUGAAACAAUUGUUGUCAAAAGGAAUAAUUCUGUAUUAAA
Messenger RNA from Boleophthalmus pectinirostris (great blue-spotted mudskipper), 2492 nucleotides. RefSeq names its product BMP/retinoic acid-inducible neural-specific protein 3. The record is from RefSeq and is a predicted model, not a curated record. Lineage: Eukaryota; Metazoa; Chordata; Actinopteri; Gobiiformes; Gobiidae. Gene Ontology annotation, biological process: positive regulation of neuron differentiation; negative regulation of mitotic cell cycle. The transcript is spliced from 7 exons. The coding region runs from base 17 to 2356 and encodes 779 amino acids.